AUGUUCCUGGCACCUCGCCGCUAUGUUCGCUCAAUCCUGGGCGGCCUGGCCAUCUUUGGCAUCAUCUAUUAUGUCCUUGGCACGGUGCCACAGGCCAGCGAUGCGGCGCGCCGGGUCAGUCUGGACCACUUUAUGAAUAGCGAUUCUGUACCACCCGUCAUAUUCAAGAAGAGCAGCUUCGACUGGAGCCAGGUUCAGCACAAAUAUUUGCCGCCCGAUGUCGUGACCCCACUGCCCACGGACAAGGCCCGGGCUCUACCCCAGGUUCAGCACCAUUUUGGCCCGGAAUCGCCGCAGGCCGCGCGAGUCCGUGAGAAGCGACGGGCUGCUGUCGGAAAGGUAUUUCAGGACGACUGGCAGAAUUACAAAAAGUUUGCAUGGAAAAUGGAUGCCCUGAACCCUAAAUCCGGCACUGGCAAGAACCAGUUUUCGGGCUGGAUGGCCACCCUGGUCGAUGGUCUUGACGCUCUCUGGAUGCUGGGAUUAAAGGAUGAAUUCGAAGAGGCACUUGCUGUUGUGGCUGAGCUCGACUUUGGUACAUCCACCGAUUACCGUGUCAAUGUCUUUGAAACGACUAUUCGCUAUCUCGGCGGAUUUCUCGCAGCCUAUGACUUGAGCAAGCGGGAGGUCCUGCUGAAAAAGGCCGUCGAGCUCGGCGAUAUGCUUUACUCUGCGUUCAAUACCGAGUUUCGCCUCCCCGUGGACUUCAUGAACUUUGAAUCUGCCAAGUCCAGUAACGGGUUGAGUCUGGAAUCUUGGGUUGUUUCUGCUUCCCCGGGCACGCUGUCGCUCGAAAUGACGAGACUCUCACAAGUGACUGGGGAUCCCAAAUACUAUGACGUUGUCAAUCGGCUCAUGGAGCUCUUCCGAGACCAGCAGAAUUCGACCAGGAUUCCUGGACUGUGGCCGAUAUGGGUUUCGCUCUCCAACAAGGACACCAAGAGCCGCGAAGCCUUUACCCUUGGCGGCAGCGCCGACUCUCUAUACGAAUACCUGCCCAAGAUGCACGCCCUGCUCGGCGGCGGCAACCCCAUGUACGCUGAAAUGACACAGGGCUUUUUGGCUGCCGCAAAGAAGGAGCUCUUCUUUCGGCCCAUGCUCCCCGGCGGCGAGGACAUUUUGAUUUCCGGCAACGCCCAGGUAUCCUCCAACGGUGACGUGACAUUUGACCCGGAAAGCGAACACCUGACGUGUUUCAUCGGCGGCUCCGUCGCCCUGGCCGGGAAGCUGCUGGAAAACCCCGAAGACGUCACCGUUGGGAGCAAGCUUGCCAAGGGCUGCGCCUUUGUCUACCAUUCGUUUGCCAGCGGCGUCAUGCCCGAGCGAUACAACAUGGUGGCCUGCGAACCGAAAGUCACGGACACGUGCCCGUGGGAUGAGAAGCGCUGGGAGGAAGGCACAAGGGCACGCAGAGAGUACAAGGAGAUUUUGCCAAAGGGGUUCACCACCGCAAAGGACCCCCGCUACCUACUACGGCCCGAGGCGAUUGAGAGCCUGUUCCUCCUCUACCGCAUGACGGGUGACACCGAGUACCAGGAGUCUGCGUGGAAGAUGUUUGAAUCCAUCGAGAAGCACUCGCGCACGACGCACGGCCACGCGGCCAUUCUCGAUGUUGUCACAGUCUACGACGAGGCUUCCAGGCAGAAGAACCUGGAAGAUUACAUGGAGAGCUUUUGGUUUGGAGAGACGCUCAAGUACUUUUACCUCAUCUUUUCUCCGCCUGAUCUGAUUGACUUGGAUCAAUACGUCUUGAAUACAGAGGCCCAUCCAUUCAAGAGGCCAGUGGUGUCAACCGCAUGA
Beauveria bassiana ARSEF 2860 is the source of this 1800-nucleotide messenger RNA. RefSeq names its product glycosyl hydrolase family 47. Gene Ontology annotation, molecular function: mannosyl-oligosaccharide 1,2-alpha-mannosidase activity; calcium ion binding. Gene Ontology annotation, biological process: N-glycan processing; carbohydrate metabolic process. Gene Ontology annotation, cellular component: Golgi membrane; endoplasmic reticulum. The coding region runs from base 1 to 1800 and encodes 599 amino acids. The transcript is spliced from 2 exons. The record is from RefSeq and is a predicted model, not a curated record. Lineage: Eukaryota; Fungi; Ascomycota; Sordariomycetes; Hypocreales; Cordycipitaceae.